Messenger RNA from Penicillium canescens, 3216 nucleotides. RefSeq lists its product as uncharacterized. The transcript has a single exon. The coding region runs from base 1 to 3216 and encodes 1071 amino acids. The record is from RefSeq and is a predicted model, not a curated record. NCBI's taxonomy places the organism in Eukaryota, Fungi, Ascomycota, Eurotiomycetes, Eurotiales, Aspergillaceae.
AUGGCAGAGUCCGACCACCCCCAGCGGCGGUCGUCAUCCCAAGCCUCGAGCGCCUCAAGCAGGAGUCGAAAUGCUAAGACGGUUCGCGCCAAAGCCCAGAAACGCCACUCCGGCUCCUCGAACACAACCACGGAUCUAACCUCGUUUCCAUCCCUUUCACCACCCGACAAAGCCACCACCCUCAGCCGUGGCUUGACAAAUACUUUAUUAUCUGGCGAAGACGGAGAAGAGAUAAGUAGAAGUGGGCGGGGGCGGAAGGCGACAUUGGCGAAGCUUACAACUGGAGACUCUCACAAGUCUGGCCGGUCGGCCCUAUUCGCCGAUUCCGUCCUGACUCAGGAUAUCCCAGGCGCCCUGCAUUUGGCCGAUGAUGCGCAUAUUGAGCGUCUGGUUGCCAGUACAGGGGCCGUGAAGAUGGUGAGACAGUUUGCGCGCGACCUGGCUCAACGGGAUGCCGAGAUCUCGGCUCUCCGCCAACGUGCAGAUGCAAGGGAGCGAGAGCUGAAGAGAAUGCUCCGGGAGGUUUCUGUUAGCAAUCAGGAUAUUGAGCGUCGGUUGUAUCAAUUGGAAAAUCCUCCUGGUGACCGUGUCUCUGAUGGGGAAAGCAGUCACAAUAGUGAUCACGCUGGCCAGGCCUCUUCCGGGUUGAAUGGGCUGAUGUCACAAGCUAUGGAGGAUACUGUGGGUUCACGACCUACAGACGUUCAGUCUGAUCUCCAAGCUACAAUCCGGGCCCAGCGAGCGGAAGCUGAUGGCCGCGGUAGUGAUGGCAACGAGGCCAACCGGAAGCGCCAGAGCUCGAUUCGCGGUUGGCAAGAGUACAUCUUCGGCUCGACUAAUACCAGUCGCAAAACGAGUCGUGCUAGCAGUAUCAUGAGUGAUGUCGGGGAACAUGAGGAUGAAGAGACUGAGCGCCUUCGAGUGCCCAACAAUCCCUCGCGGCGCAAAGCUCUUGAUGAGCAGCUUUUCCAACCACCCGAUGCUCUAACACGGAUUGGUGGAUCAGCAAAGCGGAUCGCCAGCCCGUCAGUGAACGGGGACGAUGCAAGCACUCACUCGCGCAAAUCCUCGAGGUCAAUCGGCUCGUGGACUGUCAAGCUAUUCGCUGGCAAUCAGGCAAGCAAGGAUACAAGUGAUUCCGAGGCCAAUCAAAACAAGCCAUUAUCCAAAGUUCCGGGCGGAGAUCGAAGCGCUUCGUCUACUCUUUCGGGCAAAGGCGGAAUGUCGGCAGUAGCUGCAUUGAAAAGAAUAAAUAGCAAUGCCAGUAUGCCUUCUGUACGCUCUGCCAGUGGAAUGAGUGUCCAAGGCAAAAUGGGCUCUCCUGCCUCGCGAUGGAACCCAGCAGGCAGCGUGUCACAGGGUGCAGCAACUGAGACUACAGACCGAAGCUCUACCAAUCUCGGACCUGUCGAGAUGGAUGCCAUCUUGCCCAUGGAGUCGAAGCCUCCCACACUCACACCUAUUUACAACAACUCUCAGCCGGGUGAAUUUCUUACAGACCGCUUUGGGUUCAUCUAUGAUCAACGUCGAAAGAAGCGUCAAAGGGAAGCCAAUGCGUCCAAGAGCAGCAAUCACCCUUUGAGCAUUAGCGAGACUCUUGGUACCCUACGCAGUGAUGUUUCGGAUCCGGAAGACGACCCUGAUGUCCGAAGUCUUGCGCAGACAGCCCCUGAAACAACUCCCUCUUCUCCUGUCUCGCCGGACGACCCUGAAAGUGGAGCGAUUUCCAUCCGCCGUUGGCAGGACUAUUUGAAGAUUCCAUCCCGCCCUACAGAACUUCUGUCCCAUACGCCCUCUGCCGGACCAAUUAUCUCCUUGACUACCGCGGGAGAGAAUCGUCCUCACAGCUCGUCUGUCUCUGUUGACAAAGACGGGGCGUUGUCUGUUGGCUCUGUCGGACAGCCAUCAGCUUCGACAUCGGCCAUCACAGCUGACAGCCCCGAGUUCGCGGGCCUAUCAUCCGACCAAGCAAAUGACAUGGCUGCCAAGAUCUCAAUUGCGGAGACUGAACCAGUGAAGCUGUUGCUAGAACAACUGACAGAGCUCCACGAUACACUGCAGCGCGACCGAACCGUGCGAUGGAACGAAUUUCUCCGCAAGGUGCGCGCAGAACGCCGAAAAGAAGGCGAAGCUGCAGCCGCUGCAGCAACCGACCGGUCUGUAGCUGCAGUUGAUACGCCAGAGGCCUCACUUGCAGAUGGCGAGGUUGUGGGCAUCGCCGGUCUGGGCAACAAGGGCAAGGUUGGUCGAGCAAAGUGGCGCGAGUUCCGGCUGCUUGUACUCGGCGGUAUCCCAGUCGCUCUUCGUGCCAAAACUUGGUCAGAAUGCAGUGGCGCUUCUGCCAUGCGAAUCCCCGGGUACUAUGAUGACCUUGUCCAUAGUGUUGGUGGGUCGGAGCCUGAUCCAUCUGUUGUAUCACAGAUCGACAUGGACAUCCGUCGCACUCUUACCGACAAUGUCUUUUUCCGCAAGGGUCCUGGUGUCGGCAAACUUAAAGAGGUGUUACUUGCAUACUCGCGUCGUAACCCUGAAGUCGGCUACUGUCAGGGCAUGAACCUCAUAGCUGGGUCACUACUGCUCAUCAUGCCGACUGCUGAAGAUGCAUUCUGGAUUCUGACUUCAAUGAUCGAAAUUAUACUCCCCCAACACUACUAUGAUCAUGGAUUGCUGGCCUCUCGGGCCGACCAGGUUGUCUUGCGGCAGUACAUUUCGGAGCUACUUCCCAGGCUUUCAGCUCACCUGGAGGAACUGGGAAUUGAACUAGAGGCGCUCACCUUCCAAUGGUUCCUUUCAGUCUUUACAGACUGUCUCUCCGCGGAGGCGCUCUAUCGCGUAUGGGAUGUUGUCCUAUGUCUCAACGUGACCAGCGCUGUCAACGGCUCCGGACCCACUACCAAUACGAAGGAAAGCAAUGACAAGACCCCCAAGGUAGCCGAAGAUAUCGCCUCCGGCAGCGGGGGUGGAAGCACAUUCCUUUUCCAAGUUGCACUCGCGCUGCUUAAACUCAACGAGCAGCAAUUGUUAACGACUUGCUCGACGCCCGCUGCUCUAUACACGUACAUCAAUCACCAGAUGACCAACCACGCGAUCAGCAUCGAUGGCCUGAUCCAGGCCAGUGAAGCACUGCGCAAUGUGGUCCGCCGAGAAGACGUUGUUGCGCGCCGAGCUGUUGCCCUGCAGGAAAUGCGGGAAUUGAGCAGUGGCGGCAGCAAUUAA